This is a messenger RNA of Anolis sagrei ordinatus, 3877 nucleotides long. RefSeq names its product centrosomal protein 135 (gene CEP135). The record is from RefSeq and is a predicted model, not a curated record. NCBI's taxonomy places the organism in Eukaryota, Metazoa, Chordata, Lepidosauria, Squamata, Anolidae.
GCGACCUUGGGGCGGAAGUUGCCGACGCUCCGCGCGCCAUUUUCAAACGGCUUGCUAGGCCCGUCCGCUCUUUGUUUCGGCGGAGGGAGAGGGAGGCAGCACCCGGUGGUGUGGAGUAGAUGGCCUCCCGGAGCUGAUUCUGAUUGUUAACCCCAAAUAUCUCUGCUACAAAUAUCUUCACAAUGACUACGGCUGCAGAAAGAAAGUUUGUUAAUCUCAGGAAGCGUUUGGAUCAGCUGGGAUAUCGACAGCCUCUGGGAAUAGAAAGCCUCCCAUUGGUGGAAAAGCUUUUCAGUGAUCUUCUUCACACAACCGAGAGUCUCCGGAGUACAAAGCUAUCAGCUGGAAAAAUUGAAAAAGAGUACAGCAACUUUGAUGUUGUUUUGGAACCUUAUCGAGAAGAAAAUGCUAGGCUCACUCGUGAAAAUAAUGAAUUACAUUUAGAAGUGUUGAAACUGAAAGAGCAAUUGGAUCAACGAGUCAAAGAUUUGAAAGCUACACUGAGGAGAGUGGACCAUGAGAAUGCAGAUAUGAAAUUUCUGAAUAAUCAGUAUGUACAUAAAAUUCGAUCAUUGGAGAAGGAAAACAAAGCCAAGACUGACAAGAUCCAACAGCUCCAAGAAAAAAAUCUCCAAGCAGUAGUUCAGACACCAGGAGGUAGGAAAAGAAAUAUUCCAUUUAGGCGUCAACGUAUGCAGAUAGAUCAACCAGCACCUCCUUCUGGAAUUGGUGCUUAUCCUGUUCCACAACCCGAUGAUCCAUACAUAGCAGACCUUCUUCAAGUGGCUGACAACAGAAUUCAUGAGCUACAGUUGGAAGUUGCUGACCUGCAUGAAAAAGUAGAGAUUGCUGAACGUGGAAUGAAAAAUUACAGCAAGCAGGUUGAACUCCGCGAUAGUGAGAUUGAGCGUUUAGUACUUGCCCUCGAUGGUGGGCGCUCUCAUGAUGUCAUAUCUCUGGAAGCCAAAAGCAGAAGCAAUGAAAAAAUUAUUGCUCACUUAAACUUACAGGUAGAAUUUCUACAGCAAACAAAUAAAGAGCUUGAAACACGCAUACAAGAGCUUUUGGACAGUAGGCAAAAUGUGACGAGUGAGGUGGUGGAUUUAAGUAAUAAAAAUGAUGAACUGUGCCAAGAACUGAGUGAAAUAGAUCAUUUGGCUCAAGAAUUGGAAAGGCACAAAGAAAUGGUGCUCCAGACAGCAGAUAAGGAAAUUGGAGAAGCUAAGGAAGAGAUUAAGAAAAAAUCCAGUGAAAUCCAGGAUCGUGAAGAAACUAUAGCAAGACUUAAGUCAGAAUUAACUUCAUCUCGCAGAGAAAAAGAGAGACUCACGGAAGAACUAAUUGGCAAAACAGAUGAAAAACAAAAUCUUGAGUUUUUGUUAAACCAGGCUCAAACAGAGAACCAAAGGCUGACCAAGAAAGUUGAGAAUCUUGAAAUUAUAGAUCGGGAGCUUGUCACAGAAAUAGAGAGGAUGAGAUUAGAAGGUGGCAUAGCGCUUGGAGACAAGGCACCUUCUCGCCUAGAUGCAUUUAUAAAGACCAUAGAAGAAGACAGGGACUAUUAUAAGCAAGAACUAGAGUGUCUCCGAAAAAUAUUUAAAAGAAAAUCUAGCCCAUUACGCAAAACUCCAGAAAAGAGUGACAAUCUUAGAUUAAUUACCAGAGAGCGGGAUGAACUGCAAUCCAUGUUAGAUAGAUUUGAAAAACACAUGAUUGAAAUUCAAUCUAAUGUCAAAUUGUUAACUGCAGAAAGGGACAAACUAAGCAUUCUUUAUGAACAGUCACAAGAUGAGUUAAAUUCUCUGCGGAGAGAAACAAAAACUUACUUGGCGACCCAAAGUCAUACAGAAGAAGAAAGAAACAUUGCAAUGACAGAUUUCAGAAGAGUAGUGGCAGAGAAAGAAGGGCUAAAAGAAAAAUUAAAGACCCAGCAAGAAGAAAACUCAAAACUAGAGAAGGAACUAUCAGAGUUGGAAAACACUCUACAUACAUUGGAAACAGAACGCCUUGAUCAAGUAACAACAAUUUCAUUAUUCAAAGAAAAAAUAGUCAGCUUAGAAGAUGAAUUAAAUGUCAAGUCUCACCAGCUUUCCCAAACCUCUGAAGAUACUUCGCAGUUAAAGACAGAGUUAAGCUCACUUCAGGUAAUAAAUGAACAAAUACAGAAAUCCUUAGACGAGACACAGCAUCAGUUAUCUCUUAAAGAAGAUGACUUUCAUUCAACUCAAGAAGAAAUUGCAGUGCUAGAAGACAAAGUCGAUACGCUCAGUAAAAAGAUCUCAAUGCAAGAGGAGACUAUCCGUGUACUCAGAAGUACUAUUAAUAUAUUGGAUAAAGAGAAGGACAACCUACAGGAAAGUAUAGAUGAAAAGACAGAAAAAAAUGCUUAUCUAGAUGACAAUUUGGCAAACAAGGAGAAAACUAUCCUUAAUUUGCGGCAAACACUCAGUCAGUUGGAAACAACCUUAGAUCAAUUAAAGGAUGUCUUAAGUGGUAAGGACCGUGAACUUGCCAGUCUCCGCCGCCAGAUUGAUGGUCUCCACUCUGAGGUUAGCGAAAUCGGCACAGUUAAAGAGAUGGCCCUGAAGGAAAACAGAAGAUUGCAGGAUGAUCUAGCCACAAUGGCCAGGGAAAACCAGGCAGUCUCAACUGAAUUGGAAAUGGCUUUACGUGAAAAAGAAGAAAUGAAAAUUAGAGUCCAUAAUUACAUAACUGAAGUCUCCAGGUUUGAAAGCUUGAUAAGCACAAAGGAAAGAGAGAACAAGGACUUGUUGGAGCAGUUCCAGAUGCUCCAUAGCCAAGCUGAGGAUUGGGAAGUGAAAGCGCAUCAAGCUGAGGGGCAAAACAGUUCUGUACGGCUGGAACUCCUUUCUGUUGAUACUGAGCGGAGACACCUAAGAGAGAGAGUGGAUCUACUGGAAAAAGAAAUUCAGGAGCAUAUCGUCGCCCACCAAGCUUAUGAGUCACAGAUCUCUUCAAUGGCAAAAAAUAUGGCCAAACUGGAAGAAAGCCUCAGGCAUGAAAAAGAAGAAAAGGCUUCAAUGACUGUUGAUGUUACUUCCGUUAGAGAUUUAUGUGUUAAACUGGAGUCUGGCAAAGACCUUCUUUCACGUCAGCUAGCAUCUAAAUCCGUGGAUCUUGAGAGGAUUUUGUCAGAAUUAGAAGAUGCGAAGACAGAGGCAGAACUCUUAAAAAAGCAGCUGUCCAGUGAGCGACUUACAAUUCAAAACCUUGAAACACUCUUGGCAACCAGCAGAGACAAGGAUUUUCAAAAUCAUUUGAUAACUCAUGAAAAGGAUUCAGAAAUACAGCUACUCAAAGACAAGUUAACCCUCUCAGAGAGUAAACUAACAAGUCUUAAUAGAGAGGUUUCUAUACUCCGAAACAAACUUGCACAGCUGCAGACUGAUUAUGACAUUAUAAAAAGACAACUAACAACAGAACGAUUUGAACGUGAACGUGCCAUUCAAGAGAUGCGUCGACAUGGCCUCUCUACAACUUCUUUGCGUGCCUCAUCCCCACUUAGCUCAACAUUGAGAUCUCCUUCACAUUCUCCAGAGAGAUCCGUUACGGCAACAUCAGAAGGAAUGAGCAAACCAGAAAUAAGGAUUGAGAAAAUUGCACAUCUGAGCUCCAGUUUCUAAAGGCAUAAAGCAAGGCAGGUUAGAAUAGUAAAGUUAAUAGAUGAAGAACCUUCCGUCCAAUCUAUUUACUUUUAAAGAAGAGGUCUGCAAUUUCCAUUAAAGGCACCUAGAAGAACAGACAGUGACGUGCAACAGAGGAAGCGGGUCCAAAUCCUCAAUUUGCUCUAUGUAAAAUACUUCUCUUAAAAUUAUUGGAAACAUGUUUUAAUAAAUAAAAAGUAGAUACACUGGAA